AUGUAUCGCUGCUCUUCGCGGGUCUUGGCAGAGCCAGAGGAGAACUUCAUUCACCGCGUGGAACGGCUGCUAGACAAUGAGCUGGUCAGGUUUGCGAUCUCGCAGCAACAGCAGCUAUCUGCGAAAAAUCAGGGCGCAGCCGGCGUGGUGCUGGCAGAAAGCAUGAUCUUUGCAGAUGCCCGCACAGGCAAGCGCAGCCGGUCCAAGCUCACAUUGGAACGAGAGCACGAGCCACCGGACGAGGACUCUGAUCCAGACGACAUGGACGUUCUCUCAAACUCCGGCGCUCGCCCAGGCAACUUUCCGAGCGAGAUGUCCCGCACGUCAAGUAACGACUCGGGCGAGAGGAGGAACGGCGACGAGUCGCAGCGCGUGCUCAAAGCACCCUUCUUCCGGUCGUGGGAGGACUUCAUGGAGUUCGACAACAACUAUAAGCACAAGAUCCCCAUCACGCAGAGCGAUUUCUCCCUCUUGCUGGAGAAGGAAUCACAGGGCAUGCAAGGUUGGGAUAUGUGCGUUGACCGCAAGGAGAUCAAGGUUGCCAAGACGCUUCAGUCCGACGGCGGCGGAUGUAUUUUCCUGCGGGCGUGGUCAUCGCUGCCGGAUGUGGAGUUGCCGGUUGUCUUCCACAUGUUCCACAAAUGUGAGAAGCGCAUGGAGUGGGACCGUGCAUUCUUCGAGAUGAAAGUUCUCGAUCAAGUUGAGGGAUCUGACAUUCUCUACAGCGUGUUGAGGGUCCCCGCCUGCACUCCUCGCGACUACGUCCAGUACCGGCGAGUCAAGGUGCUGGAGGAUGGAACAAUCCUCAUCAGUCUACGUUCAGCUAACCACCCAAACAUGCCGGAGAAGAAUGGGUACAUUCGAGCAGAGUCCUUCACCUCGGGCUAUGUGAUGCGCCGGUACAAUGACGGGGCGGAGAAGGGCACGAAAGUCUUCCUGAUGACGUGCACGGAUGUGAAGGGCAUCAUCCCGAAGUGGAUGAUAAACUUUGUCGCCCCUCGGAAGCCGGGCGAGUGGAUUGACUGCCUGAAGCGGGCUUGUCUCGAUUAUCAAGCUGCAAAUCCAGACUACAUGACCCUCGAAAAGGAAAUGGAGCCGUUCAAGCAGAACCAUCCUUUCGAUUACGAGGACGUGAACGCCAUGGACACCUCAAUUCGCAAUCAGUCUCCGACCUGGGUGACCCUCUGA
Molecule: messenger RNA, 1188 nt
Organism: Symbiodinium natans
Lineage: Eukaryota; Dinophyceae; Suessiales; Symbiodiniaceae
Source: the annotation of a GenBank genome assembly